CAUAAAUAAAUCAAAAUACCUUGACAUAUUUUCAGAUUUUUCAUACGUUUUUCGUAACAAUAAUUCAUUUGCGUUCAUUUAAUCGAUUAAUUUAUCACCUAAGAUGCUAAAAUCACGUGUCAAUUACUUGUAUACGAUAUUUUAAAUCAAUAAUUCAUAAUGGAAGACAUAUUUCACUGGUGUAGAGAAGGAAACGCUCUGCAAGUACGAGUAUGGCUCGACGACACAGAAAAUGAUAUGAACCAAGGCGAUGAUCACGGCUUCAGUCCAUUACAUUGGGCCUGUAAAGAAGGACAUUAUAAAAUAGUGGAUUUAUUAUUAUCCAGAGGAUCGAGAAUUAAUGCCACUAAUCGAGGCGAUGAUACACCUUUGCAUUUAGCAGCUGCUCACGGCCACCGAGAUAUUGUCAAUUUGUUACUAAGAAACAGAGCUGAUAUCAAUUUCACCAAUGAACACGGUAACACUCCAUUACAUUACGCGUGUUUUUGGGGCUAUCAACAAAUCGCUGAGGAUUUAAUUGCCCACGGAGCUAUCGUUUCAUUAGCCAAUAAAGAUGGUAAUACACCUUUGGAUAAAGCUAGAGGAUCUUUGGCUAAACGAUUCCAUGAAUUAGCCCUUGAAAAUGGCCAAGAUUUGAAAAAAAUCAAUUUCAGGGACCAGAGCUGGUUAGGUUUAAAAACUCGAAGUCGCGAUGCGACUCUAUCGCGUCAUAAAGGUAUCAACAUAGCAGAUCUGUCGCUUCAUACGAAGCUCGGAUCAUCGCACAAUGGCGAAACAUGGCGAGGACGUUGGCAGAAAAACGACAUCAUCGCUAAAAUUCUCAACGUUCGGAAUUGUACAGCUCGAAUUUCCAGAGAUUUCAACGAAGAGUAUCCAAAGCUGAGGAUAUUCUCGCAUCCGAAUAUUCUACCGGUGAUCGGAUGCUGUAAUUCGCCUCCGAAUUUAAUCGUCAUUAAUCAGUAUAUGCCAUGGGGAUCGCUCUACACUCUUUUACACGAAGGAACUGGGGUUGUGGUAGAUGCAGCUCAUACGUUACGAUUCGCAGUAGAUGUAGCUCGCGGUAUGGCAUAUUUACACAGCUUGGAACGUAUUGUACCGCAAUAUCAACUCAACAGUAGACACGUUAUGAUCGACGAAGAUUUAACUGCCAGAAUAAACAUGGCUGAUGCGAAGUUCUCGUUUCAAGAAAAAGGUCGCAUUUAUCAUCCGGCUUGGGUAUCGCCUGAAGCUUUACAAAAGAAAGCAUCGGAUCGCAAUUUGGAAUCGUGUGACAUGUGGAGCUUCGCUAUUUUAUUAUGGGAGUUGUCCACCAGAGAAAUUCCCUUCGCAGAUUUUUCUCCAAUGGAAAUUGGCAUGAAAGUGGUCAACGAAGGAUUACGCGUAGCUAUACCAAAUAGUGUUUCAGCUCAUAUGGCCAAAUUAAUUAAGAUCUGUAUGAACGAAGAACCUGGUAAAAGACCAACGUUUGAGAUGGUUAUGCCAAUUUUAGAGAAAAUGAAACGAUAAUUUUUACAAUCAAAUUAACCCUCCUCGCUUUUCGGACUCACGUAAUUAUAAUUAUGUGGAUGGUAGUCUUCCAGUAUUAUUCGCUUAACAAUCACGUUUUCUCUUUCAAAUUUACGAUUGUUACCUGAUAAUUUUUUAUUGUACUAAUACAUAUCAAACAUUUUAUUAAUAGUUGCUUUUUUCAUAUAUUUGUUAAUUUUUUUUUGUUUGGUAAUCUUUGAUUUCUCAUCAAAUAAACUGUUAUUUUCGUUU
Planococcus citri (citrus mealybug) is the source of this 1758-nucleotide messenger RNA. RefSeq names its product integrin-linked protein kinase-like. The coding region runs from base 160 to 1506 and encodes 448 amino acids. The record is from RefSeq and is a predicted model, not a curated record. NCBI's taxonomy places the organism in Eukaryota, Metazoa, Arthropoda, Insecta, Hemiptera, Pseudococcidae. Gene Ontology annotation, molecular function: protein binding; ATP binding; protein kinase activity. The transcript has 8 exons. Gene Ontology annotation, biological process: protein phosphorylation; signal transduction. Gene Ontology annotation, cellular component: cytoplasm.